Molecule: messenger RNA, 8771 nt
Organism: Cimex lectularius (bed bug)
Lineage: Eukaryota; Metazoa; Arthropoda; Insecta; Hemiptera; Cimicidae
Gene: kmr
Exons: 26
Coding region: 671-7918 (2415 amino acids)
Source: RefSeq, a predicted model, not a curated record
UCGGCAACAGGACAAAUCCCUCCGGUAAGCUGCGAUCUUCAGUCCGACUCUGGUUUUCCUCCUACUCGGUUCUGUACGGAGUCGUUUUCUCUUCUUUUUUUUUUUAGUCAACUUCGCCGUCUUGACACCUUGAAAGACGCCGGGCCGAGCCAUUUAUCGAACCGUUUGUACUUUUGGAUAUUAAGAACCUUUUACCGCCAUUCUUACAAAUUUCGACCCCCUGAGAAUAUUUUCCCACGCCCUUCAAGGCGCGAAGCUCUCCCGACUCGGACUUAUUAAGUGUCGUUUUCUCCUACACCUGCGAAAUAAAUCGAAGGAAUAUAAACCGAGGUCGUCUGAGGAGGGAUGAAACCAAACGACCUGAGGUACAACAGGUUCUAAAUCAGUGCCACGGAGAAGAAAAGACUCGGAAGGCGUAUCGGUCGGAAUUCCUUGACUUCUUGUGAACUUCGACCUGGAGAAUACAGAACAGUUAAUCGUGUUUAAGUGUGUGCAUUUAAAUCAUCGGACCAACAGGAGCAUCGCUAUGAAGAAGCCGAAGAACACGCGGAGAUUCGACGAGACGAGAUGGAGGAAAAGUUGAAAAUCAACCGGAGCGACACACCUGUUCAAUGUCUGGACGGAUGAAACGACUUCUGUUUAAUGAGGAGGACGCAGUGAUACCGUACUAAUGGCUAUGACUCCUCAGAAGAAGAUUGGAGGUCGCAAAAGCCAUACGCUCAUUCAGUCUCCUAUAGUUAAACGCGUCCUGUCCACUCCGGUCACCCUGCAAGGAUGGCUUCAAAAACGUGGCAGUGAUGGUCUUAUGCUCUGGAAAAAGAGGUGGUUCGUCCUUUCCGACUAUUGCCUCUUUUAUUACAAAGACACUGACGAAGAAAAGGUGUUGGGCUCAUUUAUACUUCCUUCGUAUAAAAUAUCACCCUGUUCAAAUGAGGACAAGGUUUACAAAAAGUAUAGUUUCAAGGCUGAGCAUAACAACAUGCGGACGUAUUAUUUUGCUGCUGACAAUGAUGUAUUGAUGGCUCAAUGGGUCAAAGCUUUGACGUUAGCUUCACUUCUCCAAGAAACACCUGGACCUAUGGCGAAGGCGAUUAAUAAUCAAACAGCUGCAGCGAACAGAAUAAAUUCCGAUUCGUACGGUUAUGGAGAUUAUCAGUAUGGCACUUCUGAUGUUGGAAUAGGUACAAAUUCAAAUAGUUCAGACAAUCAACCUUUAUACGCUAACGCCCCACCCAAACCUAAACGGAUGAACGAAGCCCCUUCACCAAAUUGCUCACCGGAACUUCAGACAUUAGAAGAGCGAGAUGCAAGAACUGCAUAUCCUCAAGAAUGGACACAUUCGUAUUAUAAGACACCACAUAUGCCUCCCAUAUCGGCAAUUAAUGUUCAAAAUUUUGAGAAAAGCAUUCCGGAAUCUUACAGUCGUAACCUUUACCACCAAGGCAAUUUGCAGCUCAACAAUGAAACACAUUUAAGAAAUAACAUACAACAGUCAAAUGCAAUCAACCACUAUCAGCAUCUGCAGUACUUUACCUCAAAUCCAAAAGUUCUCAACAACCAUCCUCCUCGACCACACAGUGUUGACUUUUUAGACUAUGAGGCUAAGCAACCGCAACAACCGUCAGCCCAAAAAGAAUCUAAACUCAUCACAUUACCCAGAAGACCGAAAUCUAGUUUAAGCAUUUUAGGUCCUAAAGAAGAAGCAUUUGAUUCUGUUCAUUGGUCAGAAGAAAGUUACGCGAAGAAAAUGAGGCAGUCGUCUAUGUACGUGAGGCCUCAAGUUGACAGUACGCCUCCCGGUAUGAUGAGGAUGCCACCGUCGAAUAAACAAAGGGUUAAUACAAACACUUCAAACCUCGACCGGCCUGGCAGUGACAUCCACCAUGGAUUAAACCCUCAAGAAGGAACAAGAGGACAUGAAGAUAGUGAGAUCGACCCAUUAUUUAAACGUUCAGCAAGUGCACGACUUCCUGAACCCGAUCAACAAUAUCAAGCGAACAUCAAAAAUAUAUCGAACGAUGGCGACAAUAAUGAAAAUUUUGACAGAAAGAAAACUCACCAGAAAGAGGAAUCAAUGAAGAGGCUGUUAGAAUGGAAACAAAGGAUGUUACAAUCGCCUCUGACACAGAAAGUGCCUCCAAAACAGACUGAAUAUACAACUUAUAAUAAAGAGGUCUCUGUCAACCCAGAGAUUUUAACUAAAGGGACAAUGUACAACAGCGAUUCACAAAAUCCAAACAUUUUCUACCAAAAGGGCAUCGAAAUAAUGAAAAAACAAGAUGAAGGAUUGGAAAAGACCAAUACAAGACAGGAUUUUACUAUUGACAAGGGUAUUAUCAAACGGAAUUAUGGAACUUUAUAUAAAGAUCAGAGCAAUAACCAAAUAAACGUUGGAAAAGUAGAAAUGAAAGCAAACUAUCGUGAUUGUGAACUACGUGGCGAAGGGCAGAUGUCGACAGCCAAAGUUGAAAGUGAGACAUUAAACAAGCCUCCAAUUUUCCCGCACAUAACAAGGUGCUACUCGAAUGAUAAAAGAAGCAGCUCAAGUGCGAAUUCAUCGUUUGAUAGCAAUAAGCCGAUAUAUUCUAAUACAAUAAUUGACAAUAAACAAAGCCCUUCGACGUUUGAUUUUCCCAGAGAUAGGAAAGCUGUAAAACCACAACCGUAUAAUUCUAAUACAGAAGAAAAAAGGGGAGUAGUCGAUGAGGAAUGGGGCUUAAAACUGGACGAAUCGCGAGUUAUUAAGGAGUUUUCCUACCAUUACAUUAAAGGCGACAAUCACGAAGGGAUUCCUUGCAACAGAGGGAUUGAAAUGAUGCAGCCAAAUUACAAAACCAGACAUUUACAGACUCAUUCGUCCAAACAGGAAGAAUCCGUUAAAAAACAGGUCGACAUAUUAAAAUCGCCUAUUUUGAAUUUUGAACAAAAACCUAAUAUUAGGUGUGGGGAAGAAGCUAAGCCGAGAGCACCGACAGGCAUUCUAAAAACAUCAAAGCAGAAGAAAGUUCAGAGUAAAUUGGACGAGUCUCAUAAAAUUCAGAACAGAACAGACUGGACGCAAGAAAACUCAGAUGAUUAUAUGAAAAAACAAGUCCUCAGUGAUACUGAAACUCUUUUGUACGAUACUUCCAGUGACGUAGAUGAAAAACGUCCCGUGUGUGUUACACUUAAACAGACCAGUUCGAGCGAUGACGAUAGAGACGAAGAAGUGGCUUCGGUCCUUGCUAAAGAGCACAAGCUGACUGGCCUUUGCCAAACUCCGACUGAAUCCGAAUCGACAAUGAAGCACAUGACAGUGAAUUCAAAAGACGGUGAGAAACGUAUCACAUUUAGUAGACCGUUAAGUUUGCCCGAUUCGAAUUCCACACUUCCGGAGGAAAACUAUAUGCCCAUGACGCCUAGGAGAAGACCGAUGUCCACCACGCCGACCAAAGAGUCAGAUCAAUCCAAUCCUCUGACUUCCCCCCACAGAAUAAGCCUCGAGCACGUAUUAGACGCAGUCGAAGAAUGUCCGUACGUAGAAAUGAACCAGAACGGUAAAGACAAGUCGAAAUCCACAAAAGUGUCUCAGACACCAAAAGACGCUGACUUCGAUCUUGAAAGUUCGACCUACAUCGAUUUAGACACGAGUAAAAAUUUGAACUACGAGUUACACGUCUACAACGAAAUGCAAUCCCAAGAGCCUCUUUACAUGGAAGUCAAAGAUAAAAAUAUGUCUGAAUCUAAUUUUAUAUCUCGUGAAAUUUCAAGCGUGAGCUUUAUAGAGUUGGAAAACAAGGAUGAAGAAUCUUGCGAAGGGCGGGAUGUUUCGGCAAGAACUUCGUUGCCGGAUAUUCUCACGACUGCGCCUUCGUUCAACCACGGUUCUGGCAGAUCGGAUAGUUCUGAUGCUGACGAUGAAGCUUCUAAAGAUUUAGACUCGAUCGACGCCCCGAGACACCCGAGAUUUAGCCUUUCUGACACAUUUAGACCGGCUUCUUACUAUUUAGGAAAUAGCCUAAGCGAAAGGACAAUAAUCGCGAUGAAUUCCGAUAAUCCGGAUUCGUCCGACAGCGAUCUCGUCUCUCCGCCUCCAAUACCGACAAGUUCUCCUCCUUUGGAUGAUUUGGACACGUCCAUAGACUCGACGAUAAACAACAAGAUAUCGCCUGCAGGAUCCAAAGAAAAAUUCGAAACAAAUUUUUGCAGAGAGGCCAAAUGCAAUUAUUCUUGUAAGAAAAGCGACACACCACUCGAUUUGGGAAGUUCAGAAGAGGAAUCUAUUAAAUCAGACAGGACCGAUUUGUUCCUGAAGAGGCGUCCUUUAUCUGCGGACAUUUUAAGUAGCUUUCACGAAUUCAGCGUUUUAGAUACACCUUCUCCUAGAGAAGCCAAAUCCUCUAGCGAUGUUGAAUCUAUCGAAAAUGGAAAAACUAAGUCAAUAUAUCAACAGGAUAAUGAAUUUUAUGACCAACAAGAUCUUAAAAUUAGUAAAUUGAUCGAUAACCAACCGUACUACUGUUCUCAGAAGGAUGAACUUUUCGAAAGAAGUGAUGUUACGAAUAGAAUGUUCAAUGAAGUAAAACGAGAAUGUUUAGAAGCCUCCAACAUGAAAACUUCCGAUUACACGUUAAAAUUAAACGGAUGUAAACCCAUCAACAGUUCCCAUUUAUACAGAUCUUCAAAUAACCAAUUUAAUGCAAAUGUUUCUAAUGAUCAGUCUACUUCAACUGAUGGUUACCAGCAAAAGAAUAACCAUCAAAAUUCUGAUGACAUCAACGAGUAUAUUAUACAUUCCGUUCCGAUAGGUUUUUCUCAAGAUCAACAAAACUCGGCUCCCUACUAUUAUUCCGAUCUAUUGAAAGACCAGAGGAACAAUGCGCACAUGAAAAACUUAAGAACGUCAAAGGAAAAAUUACAAGGUGAAACAUUUUACCCUUCAGAGUUGUACGUGCACGACAGCAAUGGAAAUCCUAUUUCGAGGGAUGGAACAUUCAUGAACAAUGCAGAUGUUACAAUGCCUUUGCAGCAAUCGGAGAGGAUGAAAAUAAACGCGGCGAGGUCUUCAAGCACAACUUAUAAAAGAAACGAGACGAAUUCUGAAAAUAGAAAAAUAAUAGAAAACAAAAAACCGACUCAGGAAGAGAAGUCAUUAGAGCUUCAUAACAGAUCAAGAUCACUCGAAGGACUGAUGGACAGUAAAACGCCCAAUUAUCACAGUCAAAUAGUUCAAAGUCAACAAAUUUUAGUAGGACCUCAAAUUCCAAUGGCGCAAGUCAGUAAAUCAGGGACUUUGAGGAGCAUAAACAAUCAAACGCAAAGGACUGCUGAUUUGUGGGAUGAAGACGCCCUGUGGAGGGAAAAUUUGAGAAAGACGAGCGUGAGGCAUACGAGGUCGCUUGAAGAUCUUGACAAAAAAGUCGAAGUUCCAACCUCCCCUGGGCACAAUCAAACCCGGCCAGAAGCGGUUUAUGUCAACAGUGAUUUUUCUCGAGGUCAGAAUAAUGAAAUCGCCCAUAGGGGUUCCAUCGAUAAAGACAGGGAAAAAAUAAGACAGUGGGAUUUAUUAUCAAGCGCUCCAGCUACACUCAGCACAAGCCACAUAGUCAAUCCUACUGUAUCCGAAUCUAAACCGUUUCUCACGACAAAAACAGCCCACGGAACGGCGAGCGAGCCGAAUUAUAAUCAAACCCCACCCAAAGGUGAACAACGAGCCGUUGCAUCUCCUCAAGCUACAAAUAACCGGCAGCCAGAAAACAAACAGCGGGGUAACUGGCACUUAAAACUAUCAGCCGGAGAGCUCCUAGGGCGUACUCAUGAGGAACUCGUCCUUCUGUUGAUCCAAUUGAGAAGACAACGGGCGGGAGUUUGCAAAUCUAUGGAGAGGUGUCACAGAGAAAUAGAAGCUCAGGCUUGUUUGACUGAUUACGACGCUGCAAAUAGGUUAGAGCAUUUGCAAAGACUGGAAGAAUUGAAAUCAAGACUGCUCGAACUUGAAAAACAGUACGAGAAGGGUAAACCGCUAGUGAAUUUAGUCGAUAACAUGGUCAAGUUGGGUUCGUUGUACCAAUCUGGAUCUCAGACCGUCCCCACUCAAAGGCUGGAAUUCAACCACAAGGUCCAGGAACAAAGAAUCCUAGCUGACGAAAGAAGGGACUGGGAGAGGAUUCGACCAGACCAUCAUGAUCUUCAGGUGAAAGUAGAACAGUUGUACAGGCUGGAUAAAUUGCUUCAAGAAGAAUCCGGGACUUUACAUAGUCUACAAGAAGAUAAAGGAAUUCUUGAAAGAGCUCUCGGAGGUUUAAGAAAUAAACUUCAGGGCGUUCAUGGCAAUAGUGCGGAAACGGAGUGGUACAGAAGACAGCAGAGAUUGCUCGAACGAGAGUUGAGUAGAGUCCGGUCAAUUUUGGCUCUCAACUCAAAGAAACUUGAAGAGACUGUUGCUGAGAACGCUCGUCUAGAACAGGAGUUGGUUGUCAUCAGGCAGAAACUGCAAAUAUCCCGUCGGACUACUGAACCGGGAGGGGCUACGACGGCCGCUUUGGAAUCGGAGCUAUGUCGCGUACAACUCCUCGUUGGCAAUCUGCUGAGGCAGAGGCAAGAGCUUUCUUUACAAGUGCACCAGUUGACAGAAAAAUCCCACUCUCUUAGUCAGCAGAUCUGGCCUUCUCCUAAUUCAGGGCCGAGCAAUAAUUCCAGAAAGAAACAAAGCACUUCCGGCUGGGUGGAAACGGAUUUGGAUGUCGAAGCGACGCCCAAUGGAGAAUCGAAUCCCCAACCAACACGAGAUAUAAAUUACAUAUCUCCGUUGUACGUGAACACGGAUAACGUCGAUAAAAGAUUGCAGCACAUUCCUGAAGUGAGCAACUACCAUGAAGAGUGCUUGGAAGAUAUGUCGUCUUUGACUGCAAGAAGCCCGGAGCUUUAUAGGCAGUAUGAAGCAGAUGAAGAUGGAACCAAAAGGCCCUAUGGUUUAAUGUGGAAAGAAAAACCACAGGAAAUAAAAACUGUUCGGAUUGUUAAAAGGGAAUCGGAAAGAAGACAACGGGAUAGAGAUCGUAGUGGGAAUUUAGGAAUACCAUUAACCAGUAUUAAUACUAAACGAGUAAUACCUGAAGAAGACCUAUGUAAUAAUUCAGUUGAGAAGCUAUCAUCGGAAAGACCUUUGGAUGAAACGAUUUGCUAUAAUGAGACUAACGAUGGUACUCCGCCGACGCCAGGCCCUAGGUCAGAUUCUGUCAAUGCCGUAUGGAAUAUUGUGAGAAAGAAUAAAUUAAAGGGAAAUAUGGUCAGUGGGGUGAAUUCGUUGGACAAAGAAGAAUUCAAUUUAAGCUCAGAUUCUCCACAACUUUCUCCUGUUUACUUGAGCGAAGCUGCAAGAAAGAUUGUGGAAGAAGUGGCCUGGCAGGGCAAGGGCGAAAAACGGCUCGUACCCAAAGAGAAACGAAGACACCACACCGUAUCAGGACCAUCUAUUAUGACACCAAAGAGUGUUUAUUCACAGAGAGGGUCAAGGGAUGAUUUGGAUAUGGAACGCGUUCUAAGACCAAGAUUGACGACGCCCGAUGUUGUAAGGUCGACUUUGAACAGGACAGACCCGAAUUUUACCAAGGAGACAAUAGACAAUAUUUUAGGAGCACCUGGUAAAAUAGUUAUACCCGAACGUUACAUACCAGAAACACAGCCUCAAUUGACAAAAGAAGAAAUACAGAAGAGGUCGAAAAAAGCAGACGCAAUAAGGAAAAUGCUGUGCGAAACGGCAACUGUAUCUCCGAAAGAUGCCGAGGUCAAAGAAAAGACGUCUACUCUGAAGCAUAAAGUUGAAGAGGAAAAGAGAAACAGAGAACAUUUAUUGCAAUUAAGUCAAAUAUUAGCUCAAGAAGUAAUGGAAAAAAGUAAAAUAGUUGCAGGUGUCAAUGCCACAAUACCACCAGAUUAACCCCUUAGUUUGUGCCGAAUGACUUGUCCUUUAUGAAGUACGGGCUCUUGCUUCUUUACCAUUGGAACCCAAUCCAAUAGAGGAAGAGUCAGACUAUGAUGACCUUUCGCCAACCAGCAUGUUGCCCCUUUACCAGCAGAGGGAGAAUUUUUACUCGUAGGACAAAAACUGCUGAAACAUUUCCAACUGGACUGCGAUACGUAGCUACAUAAUUCUAAAAUUAGCCAAGCGAUUAAACAAAUUGCAAAGCCUUCGAAUGCCUUUUUAUAAAUUAUAAAGUUAAAAAAAAAAAAAUAGGAAUAUUUAUUGACAGUACAAUUUGCCCUUUUGUGAUACAUUCGUUAAUCAGAUAAAGGUGGUUUAUUUAUUAUUAUUUUUUAUACAUAUAUUAUGAAGUGCCAUAAGGCAAAUGCAAUUAAAUGUCAGUUUUUUUGUUAACCUACAGACUAAAGGUACAAUUAAUUAGCAAGGAAAUUGAAAAUUAGAAAGUUAUUUAAAAUUUUAGUCUUCUAAAUGCCUUUCCAUAAAAAUAAAAAAAUCUAUUUAUUAACAGUACAAGUAUUUGCUCUUUUUGUGAUAUACCUUAGGUAAUAUGGAAAUAAAUAAAAAACAAUUUAUUUAUUUUAAAAAAAGUGCCAUAAGGCCAGUAAUACAAAUAAAUUAGUACAUUUAUGUGGGUUUUUCUGAUAGGCAAUUUUGUUUUUUUAACAAAGAAACCAAAAUUUUGCAAGCAUAUGUAUAAUAUUAUUAUGUUUCUUAUUUGUGUAAAUGAUUUUGAUUAUAAAUUGCUCUUACGAGUGCUUAAUUACCUGUAAUAAUAGUAAAAAAAUAAAAAUAAGACAUUUUAUAUGAA